Molecule: messenger RNA, 1621 nt
Organism: Periconia digitata
Lineage: Eukaryota; Fungi; Ascomycota; Dothideomycetes; Pleosporales; Periconiaceae
Source: the annotation of a GenBank genome assembly
GCGCCAUAUGGGCUGGAGUUUCGAAACACGACAUCUGCACAGCCAAUGGUCCCUGCCGAGCGCCGUGGAUCUGCGAAUAUGGUUCCAUGCCAGAAAAAUGACUCCUGGCCUAGCAUGCCUGAUCUGCAUGUGUCGCUCCCCUGGUCGCAAACCUUCACCCUGUGCCUGUCCCCUUCUCCAGACCGCCACGCCGAGAUGAAUACUUAAGCUCCUGUCUGCGCUGCCUCAGAAUGUUUCUUCACUCCACACCACUUCACCGGCUUUGAAUUUCAUCUUCCUUCUUUUCACCUUCAUUUAUCUAGUCUUGCCAGCGGCAGACUAUCCACUCUCUCACCAAGACACUCUUUUCUCUUGAUCAACUUGAUCUCGACUUCUUCGCGCUUUGCUGGACUUAGCCCUAGAACAACCAAAACAACAACCCUCUUUUUUCUCAACAAUCAACAUGAUGUACCUUCAAGCUACUGCUCUUCUGGCUCUUGCCUCCUCCGUUUCCGCCCACAUGAGGAUCGGAUCUCCCGUUCCCUUCGACUGGGAGAACUCCGCCACCAUGCAGAGCCCUCUCGAGCCUGCCGACUUCCCUUGCAAGCAGCCUUCUGGCAAAUACGCUGUCACUGAAAUGAACAAGUACAAGGCUGGUGAUUCCAUGGAAGUCAAGAUUAUUGGUGGCGCUACCCACGGAGGUGGCAGCUGCCAGUUCUCCAUUACGACUGACACCAAGCCCACUAAGGACACUCAGUGGAAAGUUCUCUUUUCUCAAAUUGGUGGAUGCCCCGGUGGACCUCCUAAUGACAACAAGUCUGGAGACAAAGAUGAUAUGGGCAACGCUCCUUUCCAGGUUAAGCUUCCUGAGGAUCUUCCCACUGGCAAGUACACUUUUGCGUGGACUUGGAACAACAAACUGGGCAACCGAGAAUUUUAUAUGAACUGCGCCCCCCUUGACAUUACUGGUGGCGAUGGGGAUGCUGCUGAGGUCCUCGGUGGUCUUCCUGACAUGUUCGUCAUCAACCUCCCGGCUACUGAAUGCGCCCUUGGCAGUGGUCAAGACGCUCUCUACCCCAACCCGGGCAAGGCUGUCGCUACUGCUCCCGCUGCUGUUCCUGGUCUCAAGAUCGAGGGAUCCGGCUGCGGCUCUCAGACCAAGAUCGGAGCUGGCUCAGGCAAGCUCGGUUCUCCUGGUGGCGACUCUCCCGCUGGACCUACUGGUGGCGCUGGCAAUGCUCCCCAGUCUACUCUCAAGUCUUCUGCUGUUGCUUCCAAGCCCACUCAAGCUGCUCCUAUCCUGGCUCCUGGAGCUAGCUCCCAAGCCCCCUCCUCUGCCGCUCCUCAGCCAACUGGAAGCUCAGGUGGCAGCAACUCUGGCUCUGCUCCAUCUUCGGGCUCUUCCCCAUCUUCAGGCUCGGGCUCUUCAGGCUCGGGCUCUUCUGGCUCUGCUCCAGCUACCGGCUCUGGUCCUGCCGGCUGCACUCCUUGCACCAACGAUGGCGGUGUCGUCUGCAUUGGUUCUACUACCUUCGGUAUCUGCGACCGUGGAUGCGCCGUUGCCCAGCCUCUCGCGGCUGGUAUGACCUGCUCCAACGGCAAGAUCGCCCGCCGUUCCAUCUUCGGCCAGUGGUUCAACUAA